Molecule: messenger RNA, 3512 nt
Organism: Punica granatum (pomegranate)
Lineage: Eukaryota; Viridiplantae; Streptophyta; Magnoliopsida; Myrtales; Lythraceae
Source: RefSeq, a predicted model, not a curated record
AAUAUAAAAAAAAAUAAAGUUAUAUUUCGUAUUAGGUAUGUUAUAUUUGGUAUUAGGUACGGAUUCCACGUUUAAUAUGGUCAUGCCUUAAAAGUCCUUGCGACAGUCUUCAUCUGCCAAUCGAAUGGCCUUCCCCCAUUAUCAAAGGACUUAAAGCCCCCUGUACAAUUUCAUCACAUUCCCAAAAUUCACUUCAAACACACAUCCUUAAAGCCUCAGCCAUGGCCGGGGAAACCUCGACCCAACCUCCGCCGGCUGGAGCCCCACCCGAGUGGAAGUAUGAUGUGUUCGUGAGCUUCAGCGGUGAAGAUGCGAGGAAGAGCUUCAUGUCCCACCUCUUCCGUGCCUUUGAGCGUGCCGAGAUCAGUUGCUACCGCGACGUCGACUGGGACCAACGCGGCCGCAUCGUGGGACCGAUGCUCUUGGAAGCAAUCCGUGGCUCGAGGAUUGCCCUUGUUCUCUUCACCACCCACUACUCCAACUCUAGGUGGUGCCUCGACGAGCUCGUUGAGAUAAUGAACUGUGAUGGGCAGGUGUAUAGAGACCACGGCCACAUGGUGGUCCCGAUCUUCUUUGACGUGGAGGCAACGGACGUCCGGAGGCAGCAAGGGGAGUUCGGGAGAUGGUUAGAGAGCAGUGCGGCCGAGCAAGGGGAGGCCAAGGCGGCCGCCUGGCGGGCUGCGCUCUAUGAGGCAGGGGACCGAUCGGGAUUGCAUUUACAGAAUGACGCCAAUGGGGAUGAAUCAUUGCUCAUUGAGAAAAUUGUGGGACAAAUCUAUAGCAAGACUGCCUUCAGGAAUUCACCUUACUUCAUAAAAGACGCAGUCGGAAUAGAUGACAGUGCGAGCGCUGUGAUUUCGUUGUUAGACAUCAGCUCGUCUCAUGAUGUGCGCGUCAUCGGUUUACAUGGGACCAAAGGGAUAGGCAAGACAACCUUGGCAAGACUUGUAUGCAGCCGUGUUUACAGCAAAUUUGAAGGUGUGAGUUUCCUGGAAAACAUCGGAGAUGCAAAAAAAGGAGAUAUUAUUAAGUUCCAGAAAAGGCUCCUCAAUGAUGUCUUGAAGGUAAAACACUUGGCAUUGGACGAGCAAUAUUCGAAUCGCAACCUUGGUCUGAUGAGGGAUAAGUUGCACAACAGGAAGGUACUUCUUGUACUGGAUGACGUGAACGAGAAGAACAUAGUGACAUUACUUGCGGGUGGACGAGGAGGAUUGCUUGCUCAUGGAAGUCGAAUCUUAAUAACCACAAAAGAUGAGUCGUUGCUGGAUGAUCUUAAAGUGGACUGCAAGUGCAUGGUCUCAGGACUCGGCGAAACAGAAUCACUCCAGCUCUUCGGUCGUUAUGCAUUCGAUGACGGAGAUGGUGACCAAGAAGCUUGUGAAGAAUUGUCCAGGAAUCUUGUUCACUAUGCAGGAGGGCUCCCAUCAGCCAUUAUAACUCUCCGCACUUGGCUUUUCGAGAGAAAGAAAGAUCAAUGGAACAAGUUGUUGCAGCGGUUAGAACGAAAUCCUAUUUUAGACUAUACCGGAGAAUGUUUAGAAAAUGCGGACUCAUUUCUCCAUCCUUCUGAAUCCGUGGUUGGGCCAUAUGGAGAGCAUGGUGGGUCUUCUUUUGACGAUAAAGCUUAUAGUGGCAUAAGGCAGAUGGAGAUUGUCGUGUUCGGGCCAGUUGUUGGGUCUAUCCGCAUCGACUAUGAUCAUAACGGAUCUCUCGUACGUUCAUGCAGGCAUGGUGAAUCCCAUGAGGGCCAAACUUCUACGGUUACACUAGAUUACCCAGACGAAUAUUUGACUUCAAUCUCCGGCUGUACAAACACUAAUCUCUGCAUCAUCCAGUCACUCUCGAUCCACAGUAACCGAAGGAAAUAUGGGCCAUUUGGCGAUGAAAACGGGAAUCCUUUCUCUUUUCAUGAUAAACAAAUUAAGGACGGAAAGAUACUCGGAUUCUUCGGGAAGUGUGGCUCCUAUGUCAAUUCUAUCGGAGCAUAUAUUGGGCCAAUUUCACAUCCAUAUUCAUUCAAAACCAUAGGUCCAUUUGGUAACCAGGAUGGAAAUUCUUGGGACGACGGAAAGCAUCCAGACAUAAGGCAGAUCGAUGUGGUCUUUGAUACAGAAGUUGAGUCUAUCAGCAUCAUUUACGACAAUCACGGUCACCGCACAAUUCCCUUCACACACGGUGAAAAAGGUGGAGGGAAAUUCUACUCGGUUAGGUUGGCCUAUCCGUAUGAGUACUUAAGAUCGAUCUCGGGCUACUUGAGAGAACAUCUUGGCAGACUCAUUCUACAGUCAAUCUCAUUCAACAGUAACAGGAGAAAUUAUGGACCAUUUGGUCGAGAGGUUGGGAUACCAUUCAGAGGUCCUUCAACCGGUGGCAAGAUUGUGGGAUUCUACGGAAGCUGCAAUCGCCAUCUCGAAUCAAUUGGAGCGUAUCUUGAGCCAGCUUCUCAUAGACAUCAUGUGAGAACUGUUGGACCUUUCGGAGGUAAUGGUGGAAGCCCUUGGGAUGACGGAAGACAUACCGGUUUGAGGCAAAUAAUUAUCAGGUCUGGAGAUGUGAUUGAUUCCAUUAAAUGUGUAUACGAUGACAAUGGAACCUCUUCAGACGGAUUGAAACAUGGUGCAGAUGGUGGCCCGCAUUCACAUACGAUCGAAAUGGAUUGUGCAAAUGAGUAUAUAACUUCUAUUUCUGGCUAUUUUGGUGAAUGGGGUCCAAUGUAUCUUCUUUUCUCAUUGACAUUCCGAAGCAACAAAAGAGUGUACGGUCCAUAUGGUCCAGAGCAAGGCACAUACUUUUCAUCCCCACCAAAUACCGGAAAGAUAGUUGGAUUAUAUGGAAGAUCUGGCCUAUAUCUCGAUUGCAUCGGGGCAUAUUUUGCACCAGCUUUUGAUCAUCUGAACCCAGCUAACACUGUUGGACCAUUUGGAGGUGGAAGUGGAAACCCCUGGGACGAUGAAAAACAUACAGAUGUGCAACAAAUCUUUCUUUCUUAUGGAACAGUCAUUGAUGGCAUGUGUUGUGUUUACGACAAAGGCAAGAAAUCAGCACACCGUGGCGGUAGUGGCGGAUGUUCAUAUACGAUUGAGCUGGACUGCCCAAAUGAAUACUUGACAUCAAUCUCGGGAUAUACUGGAGACUUCCUAGGUACUACAGUCGUCAGAUCACUCACAUUUCAGAGCAAUAAGAAGACGCAUGGGCCAUUCGGCUACAGUGGAGGAACACCUUUUUCGUUCACAACUAGUACCGGGAAACUAGUUGGAUUUUAUGGACUAAGUGGCAGAUUCAUUAAUUCAAUUGGAGCAUAUGUUGAUCACUUCUAAGGCCAGUGACCUUCCAAAAAAAUUGGCUUUCAGAAGGCUGAUCUCUUGUUCAGUUAUUUUCUUCCCAACAUUUCUCUUCAAUUUCUUUUGAAUUUGUUUUCCUUUUUGGUGAAUAGCCAAGAAACUGAAUUCAAGACGGCAAAAGUUUGUAUGACUAUUAACAAAAUAAUUUUGUACGUCUAUUUGUUUGUGAUC